AUGCCAAAGCUCUCCUUAUACUUCUUUCCUCUACUAUCCUUCUACCUCAUUCUUCUAGCUUCUACUAGUGUAACUAGUGUCGAUUUUCCCAACACCGAUUUCAUAAAAACCGCAUGUAAAUCCACUCGAUACCAACAACUUUGCUUUCAAUCCCUUUCUAGCUAUGCCAGCUCCAUCAAACAAGACGAGAAACAACUAACUCAAGUGGCCCUAACCGUGAGCCUAGAUAAUGCUAAGUCAUUGUCCACAUUCGUGUCAAACAUGGUCAAGACCUCGGGCCUCAAGCGCAAGGAGUAUCAAGCAUUGAAGGAUUGUGUUGAUAACCUCGAGGAUGCAGUCAACCAACUUACUCAGUCCAUUGAGGAGAUGGGCCGAGCCACAACCAAUGACUUUGCUUGGCGCAUGGGCAACGUUCAAACGUGGGUGAGCACUGCUCUCACUAACGAGAACAUUUGUGCUAAUGGGUUUUCGGGUGGAACCAUGGGUGGGAAUGUGAAGGUUGGAGUAACGAAAAGAGUGCUUGAUUUGUCGAGGGUGACUAGCAAUGCGCUCGCUCUGGUUUAUAGGUUUGUGGACAAACACAAAGGACAUAUGCCAUAA
Messenger RNA from Impatiens glandulifera, 600 nucleotides. Its product is annotated as 21 kDa protein-like. The transcript has a single exon. Lineage: Eukaryota; Viridiplantae; Streptophyta; Magnoliopsida; Ericales; Balsaminaceae. The coding region runs from base 1 to 600 and encodes 199 amino acids. The record is from RefSeq and is a predicted model, not a curated record. Gene Ontology annotation, biological process: negative regulation of catalytic activity. Gene Ontology annotation, molecular function: enzyme inhibitor activity.